This is a messenger RNA of Sus scrofa (pig), 6632 nucleotides long. It is a transcript of the gene CD93, whose product is annotated as CD93 molecule. NCBI's taxonomy places the organism in Eukaryota, Metazoa, Chordata, Mammalia, Artiodactyla, Suidae. Gene Ontology annotation, molecular function: calcium ion binding. The record is from RefSeq and is a predicted model, not a curated record.
CAAAGUGAGCUUUCUCAAGUUCCAAGCCCCCAAAAUCCCCACUCUUUCUGCAGCGUGCCCUUGUGCGGAUGAGAAAGAGGACGGACCCCAAAUAAAGCAGCCGGUGUCUCCGAGCUGCAAACAAACGUCUCCCCCCACGCCCUGCGUUUCCUUAGCUGGGACCCAGCGACGUUGCCUGGCUCCUUUUAUGAACAACAAAACCGUGAUGAAGGCAACAGGAGUCAGAAGCUAUUCAGCACAGGAAGCCCCCGUAUCCGGUGAGGGAUAAGAAGCGAGCAGCACAGGAUGCGCCUUGGGUCAGGGGGCCGCAGAGAGCCCUCAGCCUUUGUGUCCUUCUCUGUGACGGAGCGUCCACAUCUGAGCCCUCGGCUCUCCUCCGAGUUCAGCCCCGGCUCCUGCCAUCACGGACCGGCUGCCAGCUUCCCGCCCAGGGAGACACGGAGGCCGCAAUGACUACCUCCCCCGGAUUGCUGCUGCUGCUGCUGCUGCUGUUGGUCCAGCCCCGGGAGGGGGCCACCAGCCAGGAGGCCGUGGUCUGUGUGGGGACUGCCUGCUACUCGGCCCACUGGGGCAAGCUGAGUGCAGAUGAAGCCCAGCUCCACUGCGACAAGAAGGGGGGCAACCUGGCCACGCUCAAGAGCGAGGAGGAGGCCCGGCACGUCCAGGGCACCCUGGCCCAGCUAUUGCAGCCUGGGGCGCCCCUGGCAGAGCGCAUGGGCCGGUUCUGGAUUGGGCUCCAGCGAGACAAGGGCAAGUGCUUGGACAGUGACCUGCCGCUGAAGGGCUUCCGCUGGGUGGAUGGCGUGGAGGAUACGCCAUACACCAACUGGCACAAGGAGGCCAAGAACUCCUGCAUCUCGAAGCGCUGCGUGUCCCUGCUGUUGGACCUGUCCACGCCCGCCCUGGCCAGCCGCCUCUCCAAGUGGGCCGAGGGCCCGUGCGGGAGCUCCCGAUCUCCCGGAAACAGCGUCGAGGGCUUUGUGUGCAAGUUCAGCUUCAAAGGCAUGUGCCGGCCGCUGGCCCUGGGGGGCCCGGGCCAGGUGACCUACACCACCCCCUUCCAGGCCACCAGCUCCACCCUGCAGGCUGUGCCCUUCGGCUCCAUGGCCCACGUCGCCUGUGGGGACAGGGACGAGAGUCAGCAGCCUUACUUCCUAUGCAAGGAGAAGGCCCCCAAUGUGUUCGAGUGGAACAGCUCAGGGCCCCUCUGCAUCAGCCCCAAGCUUGGCUGCGACUUCAACAAUGGGGGCUGUGAGCAGGACUGCUUUGAAGGGGGGGACGGCUCUUUCCGCUGUGGCUGCCGGCCGGGGUACCGGCUCCUGGACGACCUGGUCUCCUGUGCCUCCCGGAACCCUUGCAGCUCCAGCCCUUGUAGAGGGGGGGCCACGUGUGUCCCUGUGCAGCUCGGGAAGGACUUCAGGUGCCACUGCCCUCCAGGCUACCAGCUGGACUUGACUGGGCGGGACUGUGUGGACGUGGACGAGUGUCAGGAUGCUCCCUGCACCCAGGAGUGUGUCAACACGCCGGGGAGUUUCCGCUGCGAGUGCUGGGUGGGCUACGAGCCCGGCGGCCCUGGAGAGGGGGCCUGCCAGGAUGUGGACGAGUGUGCCCCCGGCCGCUCGCCCUGCGCCCAGGGCUGCACCAACACCAUCGGCUCCUUCUCCUGCUCCUGUGAGGACGGCUACAUCCUGGCCGGGGAGGAAGGCACCCAGUGCCUGGACUUGGACGAGUGUGAGGGCCAGGGGGCCAGGCGCUGUGGCGGCUUAUGUUUAAACACGGAGGGGUCCUUCCGCUGUGGCUGCCUCCCAGGCUGGGAGCUGGCCCCCGACGGGGUCUCCUGCACCGGGGGCCCCACGUCGCCAGCACCGUCAGCCGGAACCCCCCAAGUACAGGACACAGGAGAUGGAGAAGGGGAGCAUGUGUCUUCUGCCACAGCAUCGAGUCCCACUGGGGACCCUGAAGGCACCUCCGAAACCACAUGGGUGGUGCCCACAACCGGGAGAUCGUCUCUCCCCCGACAUGUCCGCACCUCCCUUGCUCCACCCGAGAUGCUGGUCCCCAGUGGGACCCGUAGUGUCUGGUCCCCAGUGGGACCCCUGGCCACGCCUGGCCAAAGAGAGUCUACCGGUGAUGAUUUCACAGCCAAACACAGUGACAGUGGCACGGACGGGCAGAAGCUGCUGCUGUUCUACAUCCUGGGCACCGUGGUAGCCAUCCUGCUCUUGCUGGCUCUGGCUCUAGGGCUGCUGGUCUAUCGAAAGCGCAGAGCCAAGAGGGAGGAGAAGGAGAAGCCAAAGAAUGCGGCAGACAGCUAUGCCUGGGUUCCAGAGCGAGCGGAGAGCAGGGCAGCGGAGAACCCCUACAGUCCAACGCCGGGGACAGACUGCUGACCAGGAGGGCCUGGAACACCAGCUGCGACCACCGUCCUCAGAGCUCAGCCAUUGGAAGCAGGACCCCGCCCUCCCAGAACACUGGACUGGAAUCUUAGCACAGAAUUGUAACCCUUCUCUUUCAUGGCCUGGCAACUUGGGGUGUGCAGGUAGCCCGCAUGGUUUUGGGGGGUGGGUGUCCCAGAGUGGAUGUGGGGUAGGCAUCGGUUCAAGAAUUUCAUGCAUGUUAGCAACCCCCCCCCCAUUAAAAUUCGCCUGAUUCUGGAUCGGGUGUCAUAAGUCAGGUGCUAAGGGCUUCUCUGCCCACAUAAACCAGAGCCGGUGCCUGCGUGAGCUGAGACUGACGGACUGGCUCCUCCUGCUGUGACGGAGGCAGAGUCCAUGAGCUCAUUACUGAGCUGAUUACAGGAGAAGCUCCGCUUCUUCAGAGGGGACGGGUCUGGGGCUGGACGUUCCUUUCCAUUCAUGCGUCUGCACCCCGAGGAGAGCUGGGUGCCACCCAGACCUUCUGGAGUAAGCAGAAGUGCACUGGGCUGCUUAGGUGGUGGGGGCAGGACCUUUAGAAAUUGCAUCUUCUAGCUUUUCGGGUUCUGAUCGUCUUCUGUUCAUCUGGCAGUGGAGUCUGAACAACAUGGGGGAAAUAGCAAGAAGUGAGUUACCCAUGGUUUUGGAAACUAGAGAGGGGGGCAGGGUUUGUUUCAUAACUACUUGAAUCAAUUCGUCUAAAUAAAUGUGCUGAAGAGACCACAUGCUUGAUGAGAUGGACCCUCAAGAGGACAGAAGCCAGGGGGCCCCACGACCCUGGAGCUGCUCUGCCUUUCCCGCAUGUGGGGUGCCCCAUCUUUCUGAAGGAGGUGUGGGGGGGAUGAGGGGCUGUCGUCAUCAGCGUUUAGCAGCGUUCGUGGUGGCUGCUGCCUCCUAGAGCUGGUCCUGGCUUGCAGCUAUAAUGUGGUCAAAUCAGAUGAGUCCUAUGGGGGCUGCCCAUGGCACAGGUGUCUUCUGAUACAGGUGUCCCCAGCAUAGGGGUCCCCUGGCGCAGGUGUCCCCUGGCUCUCCUCCUUAAGAAAAAGGGCAGGAGUGGAGGGAGGAGGAAGGAGAGAAUAAUCAAACCUGUGCCACAGCAGACGGCAGACGCUGCUCAGGGUCAUGUUCAUUAAUAGCCUCCUUCUCAAGGGCUUGCUGCAAAGAUUGCUGGCAGCUAAAACUUGUGGUCACUGGCUCUCCGCCCCUGCUGCUUCUGCCUGGGUCCAGGAAAGCAGCCAGCGACUCAGGGGCCCUGGGGGUUUCUACUGCCCCCGUGCAGGACACACAGAGGGACGGUUUCCUUCCUGGGAUCCAGACUCUGCCUCUCAGGACAGGUGCGCCUUGUUGUUUCUGGUUCUGCCUUAGAAACGUACCUGCCCGGGAGCUCGGCACCCAAGGUGCGCUUGCCUUCAGAGCCAAGUCGAUACCCUAGCAGAUUUUCUAAAAAAGAAAAUAGAAAACUGGAGGCCCUGUGGGAGGGGAAGAAAGACUGUGGAGGCCUGAUGGCCCAGCAGGGGGUUUGGAAUGGCUGCAUUUUAUUUAUUUCUUUAUUUUUUGCUUUUUAGGGCCACACCCCCCGCAUGUAUAAGUUCCCAGGCUAGGGGUCGAAUUGGAGCUACAGCUCCUGUCCGAUGCCACAGCCACGGCAACGUGGGAUUCGAGCCGCACCUGUGACCUACACUACAGAUCACGGCAACACGGGAUCCUUAACUCACUGAGUGAGGCUGGGGAUUGAACCUGUAUCCUCACGAAUACUAGUUGGAUUCGUUUCCGCUGAGCCAUAACAGGAACUCCUGGAAUGUCUGCAUUUUAAUCUCACUUCCUACUUACCACUCAGAGCACUGGGGGUGGGGGCUGGGCCCACCUGCCCUGGGCCCAGCAGGGCUGUGCGGGCCUGACCAUUAGCCAUCUGUGGUGGUGUGUGCUGCUGACUGGUAUUGGCAAAUGACGGGAAAUUCUCCUCUCUAGGCUUUAUGGCCCUUGCCCUUGUCACUUGGGGCGAGGGAGACACUGCUGGCCCAGCUCCCCUCCCCCAGCCCUUGUGGUCCAGCGGCCUUGACUGGCCAAGUUCACUGACAUGCCCUUAACUUCAGGGUUGGAUUUCUUCCAUAGCCCGGCCUCUCUGUAGUCUCUGUGUUUGAAUUCUUCUCUGGGUGGGAAUGCGCAGCCGUGCCUGGGCCCCCCAGCACCCACGAGGGGAGAAAUGGUGGAUAAAUAACCAUUUUUCCAAACCCCCUCCUUCAGAGUUGGCCCCUCUGCAGGUGGGGGUGGGGUCCACUGCCUCAUGGCUGCUGCCCAGUAGAGCCAAGAUCCCUAAACUGGGCAACAGCAGGCAGUGAGUCUGAUGGAAAACACUGGCCUCAAACAGAGGCUCUAGUCUCCCAUCUGCCACACUGUCAUUUAGUCUGCGCUACGUGCAUCUUUGUUGGGGGGAAACUCGGGAACCACAGCAGUAGGCAGAUGCCCACCAGCUGUAUGGUCACGUGACCAACUAGCUUCUCCCAGACCCCCAGGGUGCCCGGCUGUGACAGCCAGAGAAAUGGACAGACAGAGUAUGGGGAGAGGGGGCUCUGUCAUGCAGGGUCCUCCAGCCGGGACCUUGGGCUGGGCGGGGGCUGACCAGGUGCUGUCCUGUCCCUGACCUCUCAAGUGGCAGAACAAGCCGGGUGCUGGGGUUCAGGAGAGGCUCCCUUUGGCAACAGGUUCAAUGGCAAUUGGGACUUUGGUCCAAAUAGAAUUCCCAUCAUUCAAUAAUUCUGUAUUCAGGACACACUCCCCACCUGCAGGGGAACGGCUCCCAGGGAAAGCUGAGUUUAGAUAGCCAAGGGGAUGCUGCUCUGAAGUCGCCUUGGGUGUGGAGGACCUGGCGAGAGCCCUCCCAGAUGAGCCUAGGGCUGCUCCCAGAGCGGCCUCGAGGCAGAAGCGGCCGUACUGUUGUCCCUUUCAGUGGGUGCCACGUUCCCAGCAGCACUGAGUGGGUGGAUUCGCAGAUUCUGGCCAGAGGCCAGGAGGGGUACAGGCCUCACUAAGGGUCCCUCAGUGAUACACUAGCAGCCGAAGAGUUCAUCCUUGCCUCUUCCCAUGAUUCGGCAAAGAAGGGGCAUCAAAGACUAACCACACAUGUGGGCUUGUGUACACGGUGGGGGAGGGCUGCUCUGGGAGUGAGUCGCAGAUACUCGGAGUGAGUGGCCACAUCUUUUACCUUCUGAUCAGGAGGCCCUGUUUGAGCACAUUGCGUGGGGCCUGGAUUCAACCCCUGAACAACCUCUGAAGGAUGGAGAUUUGAUCAUUAGCUACUUUCAUUCCAAUGCUCUUUCCCAUAUAUAUUUCCAUGGAAACUAAGAGAAUAGAGAUGAGAUGUGACUCCCCCCCCCCAAGGUACUACAUUCAAAAUAACACAGAGGUUUUUUUUUUUUUUAAAGGCAAAUAUAGGAAAGCCUUUUCCUAUUAUUCUUCUUCUUAGCUUCUCCAUUGUCUAAAACAGGAAAACAGGAAAGCAUGGCUUUCUAGCAGCUGCAAAAUGGUGUAAUGUCCCCUUUAUAUUUCCAUGGCUUACACAAUAGGGCUAGCAUGGGAAUCUGAGAUAGGAUCCCUGAAAACAUCUGUCCCUCUCUGGCCAUAAAACCCACUGCUCAAAUCCGUGUCAAGCAAAAAAAAAAAAAAAAAAGAUGAUGAUAAUUACAACUCUCCACGUGCUCGACAAUUGAGUGCCUUCUUCCAGUUUCCUGGGACUAAUACUCUCUGAGGCGCUCUGUCAAAAAUGAAGUGUGUUGUGUCUGUUCUUGGAGAUAAAGCCCAUCUGUUUUAGGAAGAGACUCUAUGAAUUCCUUUCCUGCCUUGUUCCUCUUAUCUGCAGUGUGGCCAGCAUUUCCUUUCAGCAGGUUUUGUGUACUGUCCCCUGGCGGGAGCCCUUUGUACAUAUGGACCUAAGCUCAGAUACGAUCUUGGAUAAGGCCUUGCUGGGAGAUACUGCUUGCGGUGGUGAAGGACAGCAAGCCCUCCCUGGACGCUAAGAAGACGUACAUCUCUUCGAGUGCGUGUUUGAAGUUUGAGCCCUGGUGCUGGGAUCUCAGGCUUUCUAGGCAGGGUCAUUUCAGGCUGGAUGCUGUGCUGCCCUCAGGCCUCUGGGAGGUUGAGUGGUGCCUCUGUUGGCCUCGGAAAUGAGUUGUCAUCCUCUGUGCUUGGUCAUGCACCUGCCGUAAUAAACUCUGAAAUACA